This is a messenger RNA of Xylona heveae TC161, 458 nucleotides long. RefSeq lists its product as hypothetical. The transcript has 4 exons. The record is from RefSeq and is a predicted model, not a curated record. Lineage: Eukaryota; Fungi; Ascomycota; Xylonomycetes; Xylonales; Xylonaceae. The coding region runs from base 141 to 458 and encodes 105 amino acids. Gene Ontology annotation, cellular component: mitochondrion. Gene Ontology annotation, molecular function: ATPase inhibitor activity. Gene Ontology annotation, biological process: negative regulation of ATP-dependent activity.
AGUACUGUGUAGCUCUAGUACCGCUUGCCAAACUUGCCGCCCGAGGUGAGAGAAGCAAGUUACAUGCUCAUCAGACCAUCACUACAAACAAUCAAGCCACCCCUCUCUCCCCCACACAUCCCCACAUUCUACCAGAUACAAUGUUCCGUCAGAGCAUCGUGAAGUCAGUCCGCCCCGUUGGCUCCAGGGCUGGAAUCAACUGCCGUCUGCCAUUGACCUCCGUCCGCACCAUGGCCGAGGGCGCUACCGGAUCUGGUGCCUCCCGACCUGGUGGAGAGCAUUCUGGUGAUGCUUUCUCCCGUCGCGAGAAGGCCAACGAGGACUAUUACGUCAGACAGAAGGAGAAGGAGAAGCUCUUGGGUCUCAAGGAGAAGCUCGCGGCCCAGAGGAAGCACCUCGAUGAGCUCGACAGACACAUUGAUGAGUUGACCCGGGAGCAGGGCGGAGAGCACAAUUAA